Messenger RNA from Marmota monax (woodchuck), 1117 nucleotides. RefSeq names its product centromere protein X (gene Cenpx). Lineage: Eukaryota; Metazoa; Chordata; Mammalia; Rodentia; Sciuridae. The record is from RefSeq and is a predicted model, not a curated record. Gene Ontology annotation, cellular component: FANCM-MHF complex; Fanconi anaemia nuclear complex. The coding region runs from base 329 to 703 and encodes 124 amino acids. Gene Ontology annotation, biological process: resolution of meiotic recombination intermediates; kinetochore assembly; DNA repair. The transcript is spliced from 6 exons.
CGCAGGUUUCGCGGAGCGCGAGCUGCGGUGGCGGUCAUGGAAGGAUCCUGUGCGGGCUUCCGGAAGGUGUCAAGCCACACAGAGGGAAGCCCAACAGCUAGGCCCCACAGCAGAGCCUACUUUUAAGACCUCAGCAGCCCAGUCUUUCCACGACAGUGCCCUUCCACCCACAACCUGGAAAUGGCACCCAAUUUCCUGCCAAGGAGAGCUUAACAGGUCUCGGGCCUCUGUACAGCCCCUGCCUAGCUAACUGCAGCCCAACUCCUGCUCCCACCACACCGGUCACCUCCACCAGAACAAUGAUGCCCCUUAGCACCCACUAUGCAGCAUGCAGCUGGUGCCAAGUGAGACAGUAUUGGUGGGCACAUCUUCCCAGGCCUCUGGAGCAGCACAGCCAGAUGCCUCCCUGAUCCUGAGACCCUGGGGUGGCAGUGCUUUCAGCUGGAAGUCAACCCAUUCCUUCCAGAAGGGGUUGACCCUCCCUCCCCUCCAGGAGCUGGUGAGCAGGCUGCUGCACCUGCACUUCAGGGAUAGCAAGACCAAAGUCAGCGGGGAUGCACUGCAGCUCAUGGUGGAGUUUCUGAGGAUCUUUGUUGUGGAGGCAGCUGUCCGAGGGGUGCGCCAGGCCCAGGCAGAGGGUGCAGUGCUUGUGGACGUGGACCAGUUGGAGAAGGUGCUCCCUCAGCUGCUCCUGGAUUUCUAGGGAUGUUCAUCCUCCCUGAGGCCACCCCCAGGGUGGCUGAGUGUCUUCUGAGGCCUGUGGGGUCUGCAGUGCAUUGACAACAGUAUUAUCACCUGGUUCCCAAGAACCUCCUCCAGUGUUUCAAGGACACUAAGGACCUAGCAUUCGGUGCCCUUAAUAGUAUCCCUUCCCCGUGGCUCCCAGCUGAUGAGACUCUGGGACACACAGGCAGGUACAGGGAACAGGUGGACUGGCCUGCUUCCCAAUCCCAGCCAUGCCACCACGUGGUGUAUGGUGUAUUGUAGCCACCCCAGCAUUAGAGCCUACCAGCAGCCUGUUAGCCAUAUGGGCCUCCCCUAGAGGAUGCCCGCCCCCCCCCAAGCUGUAAAUUUAUUCCCACAGACGAACACCAAUAAAUCAACAUCUCUUCUCCCA